GCCGAGCCCGGCUGGCGCAGAAGCAAGAGGCCGGAGGGAGGGGAGCCUCCUCUGAUGGCCGGCGGGGAGGCGCCCCCCGGGAGCAGGAAGGGCUGUGCCCUCCGCUGAGUAGGGACCACGCUUUUCCACAGCUCCCCACUUCGCGGCUGUGGGGCCGGCGUGUGCCAGAGGGGCGGGCAGGGAAGGAGACUGACCCGCCACCAGCCCUCCUCCUUCUUGGAGGGAAUCCCAACAGUCAGGGAAGCGCCGGCGUUGGUCUUGAGAUGAAGGCUCCGCUGGUCGCGCUGCUUUGGGUGCCCGUCUGGGUCAUAGUAGCCAAAGCAGAAGAAAGUCUUGGCAAUCAGAGAAGAGCUAACAUUUCAAAUGAGGAGACACUGAACAAGAGUAACAGACCAAACAUGCAAGAUUCAACACAAGGAGAAGAGGAGACUAGAAAAAAGGAGGAGAAAAUACAUCAUUUUUACCAAGCAGGACCUGAAAUGCUGAAGCAUUCAAAAAACAUAGAGGAAAAGCUAGUAAUCCGCCUGCUUCUUGUAAAGGCAGCAAAAAUGGGAGCCCAGAAAGCUAUGGAGAAGGUGGCAUCAGACCUGCUCUUUGGAUAUAAUAGGCCUCAAGAUAUAAAAGCAGCAGUCUCACUAUAUAAGAUUUUAGCUGAAGAAGGAUCUCACAAAGGCCAGACUGCUUUAGGGUUCUUGUCUUCAUAUGGAAUAGGAGUGGAAUAUAAUCAAGCAAAGGCUCUUCUGUACUACACAUUUGCAAGUACUGGAGGAAAUCUUAUAUCUCAAAUGAUCCUGGGAAAUCGUUACUGGCUAGGAAUCAAUGUUCCAAGGAACUGUGAAGCAGCAUUGAUUAAUUACAGGAAAGUUGCAGAUUUCAUUGCUAACAAAUUGGAAAAAAGGGAAGAAAUGCCAGUUGAAAAAGUGAGAUUGAUGGAAAGAUCAGAAAAUCUGAGUUCUGAAUUUUUGGACUGGAAUAUACAUCAGUACUAUAAGUUUCUGGCUGAAAGAGGAGAUACACUGAUACAGCUGUACCUUGGACAGCUGCAUCUUAUGGGAAGAAAGGGACUAGAGAAAGAUCAUACUAAAGCCUUCUACUAUUUCCUAAAAGCAGCAAAUGCAGGGAAUGCAGAUGGUAUGGCGUUCCUUGGCAAGAUGUAUUUAGAAGGAAGUGCUGCAGUGACUCAGAGUAACAUUACAGCCUUGAAGUAUUUCAUAAUGGCAGCUGACAAGGGCAAUUCUAUUGGAUUAUGGGGACUGGGCCUGCUUUAUUUCCAUGGUAGAGGUGUCCCAUUGAAUUAUACUGAAGCUUUUAAAUACUUCCAAAAAGCAGCAAAGAAAGGAUCUGCCAAUGCCCAGUUUCAACUAGGAGUCAUGUAUCAUACUGGAUCGGGAGUAAAGAGAGAUUUUAAACGUGCCUUCCAAUAUUUUUACUUGGCUUCUCAAAAUGGACAAGCUCUUGCUCUUUAUUAUUUGGCUCAAAUGUAUGCCACAGGAACUGGAGUCCUGAGAUCAUGCCAAAAUGCAGUUGAACUUUACAGAACUAUAGGUGAGCUAGGAAGAUGGUCAGAAAAAUUCCUGACAGCAUACUCUGCUUAUCAGGCUGGGAAUAUUGAUUCAUCUCUUAUCCAGUAUGCAUUUCUAGCUGAAAUGGGCUAUGAGGUAGCUCAGAGCAAUUCAGCCUACAUUAUGGAAUCUGGAAAGGUUAAACUUCUCCAGAAAGAUCAGAUAUAUCCACUUGCUCUUCUUCUGUGGAAUCGGGCUGCAAGCCAAGGCAAUGCAUUUGCCAGAAUUAAAAUAGGAGAUUAUUACUUCUACGGCUUUGGAACAAAGAUAGAUUAUGUGACAGCAGCAGUUCAUUACAACCUUGCAGCUAAUCAACAGAAUGCUCAAGCUAUGUUCAAUCUGGCAUAUAUGUAUGAACAUGGGUUAGGCAUUCCUAAGGAUAUAUAUUUAGCUAGAAGAUUGUAUGACCUGGCAGCUGAAACAAGCCCAGAUGCUUGUAUACCAGUGUUCUUAGCCAGUAUAAGACUUGAAGCUAUGCAUGUGCUCACAGAUCUGCAACUUCUCAAUUUUACUGGAAACUGGAAACUGCUAGCACUCAACAGCAUGCUAAGACACCACUGGGACCUGUUCCUGAUGAUAUUAAUUGUUGUUUUACUUACAUUGUUAAUAAACAAUAGGCAAAAUUAAAUGGA
Messenger RNA from Pogona vitticeps (central bearded dragon), 2194 nucleotides. It is a transcript of the gene SEL1L2, whose product is annotated as SEL1L2 adaptor subunit of SYVN1 ubiquitin ligase. Lineage: Eukaryota; Metazoa; Chordata; Lepidosauria; Squamata; Agamidae. Gene Ontology annotation, molecular function: protein binding. Gene Ontology annotation, biological process: ERAD pathway. The record is from RefSeq and is a predicted model, not a curated record. Gene Ontology annotation, cellular component: endoplasmic reticulum membrane.